GAAUUAAUCACCCAAAAAAAUGGAAUAGAGUUGAGAUGGAUGAAAAUAAGACUUCGAGGCGCGAAUCAUCCUGGUGCUAAGAAGGAUGAAAAUAAGACAUUUAUUACUCCGACAUAUGAAUCACUAAGAAUGGGAUAUUUAAAUUUAAUAUUAAGCGAAAAAUAG
Molecule: messenger RNA, 165 nt
Organism: Dentiscutata erythropus
Lineage: Eukaryota; Fungi; Glomeromycota; Glomeromycetes; Diversisporales; Gigasporaceae
Source: the annotation of a GenBank genome assembly